UAAGAAUUCCGAUUCGUCUUCUGUUACUUGUUCUUGUUAUCUUAAGCUCAUUCAAUUCCGGCGGCAAUUCGUAGACGGUUUCUUAGCGCAUUCUUGUUUGCAGUCGUAACGUGUUUUGAGUGUCUCAAGAUGUCGUUGAACGACUUCUUUGCUAAACAAAAUAAGAAGAAGUCUAAGAAAAAACAAAAUCCAACGGAACUAAUGGAUUUACUCACGAAAGGUGGUGAAGUACUCAAACCCUACCCAGAAUCUAAUGCUCCACAAGAAAACAAGCCUAUUACUUCUGAGAAAGAUGACGAGUGGGAAAUAAUAGACGACGAAAAAGAAAUAGAUCUUCAGAACAUUCGGGUUUACAAUAUGUCCUCUACCAUAACUGACGAUUCUGCUAAAAAUUUGUCGAAAAACAAAGAUUCUCGUGAAGGUGAUGGUGAAUCUGUGGUGGAGAAGAAGGUUUGGGGUGCGAAGCCCAUCGAAACUCCCGAAGAACCCGUAGAAGCAGUUGUACAACCACCACCUAAACCUAGCGUCUACAUUCCUGCUCCGUUGAGAUUGGGAGGCAGUGCUUUCGGUCCUGUAGCUCCAAAGCCAAAUGUAGCCAGUUCAAUGGAUUUUCCUACCUUAGAUGCAUCUGUAAAUGAACCUCAGAAAAAGGAAACUCAACCAAAUAAUGAUAAUGAUGAUAAAAACUCACCUUGGCAACAGGCAGGUGUACGUCGUGCUAACCCAAUAUCUAGUACAUUACCAAUAGCCGUUAGUAACACACCCACAUAUGUUCCACCAAGCUUGAGACAGUCAGGGGCUCCGGGCUUCAAAAGUGUGGGUCCAGGUUAUACAGGAGAUGGCUUCCGGCCUCAUAAUGAUCCACCUUUACGUUCAGAUAUAGAUCCAGGAUUUAAAAGAUUUACUGAAAAUCCAGGACUUCGCGAAGCCGCUUCUUCAGGUGGCGGUUGGGCUAGAGGAAAUAUUAUCAGUGUGAAUCCCACUAACAAUCCUGCCGAACAACUGCCGCUGAAUCCCUCAAAUGCAAGUUUCCACACAGUUUCAGGAAACACAAAUGGAUGGUCUAGGAAUGUAAAUGUGAAGACUUACAAAGAUGUACGUGAGACGCCUGGGCUAGAAAUCGACUUAAAAAACAGAUUCACAGCAUUUAAUGAGACCUGAGACUGACCGUCAAAUGGGCUUUCAUCAGUUUAUCUAUUAAUUUCCAUCUUACGAAAGUAAUGAUUAAUGCUUUAGUAUAUCUGGAAAGUGAUAUUUUGAACAAUUUCGAAGAAGCAAUCGGAGACUAGCUGUUGACUGUACAUUGAUUUUUGAUAAGUUUAUAUUUCUAAUGGAAAGUAUCACGUGCUUAUUUCCCUCCUAUUAUAACAGGUAACCUUAAUGAAUUAUCCUUGAUAGGUGUGGUUGACUUUCACUCAACAACACAUUUCUUAUACAGAACUUAUUUCCAAUGUGUGGUGAAAAUCUUUUGAUCAUCACAAUGUUUUAAAAUUAACAUCUUUUGAUUCUAUCGUUUUAAUGCUCUGAGAUGUGGGACCAAUUAUUUUUCCAAUAAGGUGUUCGUUUAACUUCACUAUUUUUCUUAUAAAGUUCACGAGAUUCGUGCAUGUUAUUCUAAAAGGUACUACUUUUUGUCCUCAUAUGUGCUGAAUUUUUGUAGAACAUCGUUUUCCUUGUUUAGGUUCUGGUCAUUCGCUUGAGAGUCUUCAGUACUUAGUUCUGUUUUAUAUUACGGUUGAUCCAUGACAGUCGUAUGCAGUAUACUCACUCAUUAAGUAGUUACUCAUAAAUGUCAUACCAGUGCACAAGUGUACUGUCAAGUUGCAGAGAAAAACCAUAGUCUAGAUAUUGAAUAAACAUAAUUAAGUUUCUGUACUG
Molecule: messenger RNA, 1878 nt
Organism: Schistosoma intercalatum
Lineage: Eukaryota; Metazoa; Platyhelminthes; Trematoda; Strigeidida; Schistosomatidae
Source: the annotation of a GenBank genome assembly